Molecule: messenger RNA, 17877 nt
Organism: Enterobius vermicularis (human pinworm)
Lineage: Eukaryota; Metazoa; Nematoda; Chromadorea; Rhabditida; Oxyuridae
Source: the annotation of a GenBank genome assembly
AUGUUGGUACAAUGUUACCUCGAUCAUCCAAAGUUAAAGUUACUCAGUUUAUAUGUACUUCUACUUCAAAUACAAUUUAUACAGUCUCAACAAACUGAUCUUUCGCUACAGUAUCGAGACAAUUUUUCUGCAAAACCCGUUUUUCCGCUUGCCUUUAGCGAUUCUGCAUCAGCAUCAAAGUGUCAUGUGGGUGAACCGUGCGCAUACUGUACACAUCGACAAUCGGAAGGUGAUGGUUGUUCAACAGAAACACAUGUUCCAAUUCUAUACUGUGAUCCAUUUACGCAAGAAAUACAAAUGAAUUAUACAUCGUUUUUAUUGUGCAACUCAUUUGGCCGCUUAGAACUAGCUCGUUGCACACCGAAGACAUAUUUUGAGGAAGGACAUGGCUGUGUCAGCCCCCUGAAACGUCUACAGAGACAAAAUGCUAUUACUGAAAUUUUCUAUUUGUCUAAACUUAGUAAUCAUCUGCGCAUUAAUUAUUUUAUUAAGGGUAUGUACUGUUCCGGAGGUUUAUGUGCAUGUCUUAGCACCUACAUUCUACGAGAAGGAUACUGUUACGAAAAAGUAAACCCAAAUCAGCCUGGCUGUACAUACGAUAUUCAGUGUUCUGCCGUUUGGCCAGGAGCACGAUGUCUUUUAGAAACUGGAGUUGGGACAUGUAGGUGCCAAGAUACUCAUGUAGCCCGUGAAACUCGUGAUGGAUGGAUUUGCGUGUCCUUGCGAGACUAUAGCACCGGUUCCACCCCACCAUUCUAUUUUGUAUGCCCAUUACCGGAAGGAGCAGGUUUCAAAUUGGCACUUAGUGAUCCAGAAUCAGGCACUUAUCCAGUGAGUUGUACUACUGGAUCAUCUGCAACCGCUGAAAGUAUUAUUGGGCGACAGGGUGGUGGAGCUUGUAUAUGGCCAUCAACUGGUGAAUUUAUCGGUGACAUCUAUGACUGUAUUGCAACAUCACCACACGUUACUUUGGCAGAAAAAUUUCCAGACUCCCAUUAUGCGCCAACCGCAGAUGGUGUCUGCUGUCCAAACAGAGCAUUUACAUGCAUCCAACCACAGAUCACAGGGCCAAAUCCAACAGAGCCACGUUGGUGGUACAAUUCAGUAACCGGUACAUGCCAACAGUUUUUGUGGGAUCCAACGGCUUCGCUCUCUGCUUAUCAUAGUGCUAAUAACUUCCAAACAAUUGGACACUGCGAAUCUUACUGCAGAGACACAUGUACUCGCGGAAGUCCUCAAUAUACUCUGGCAAGUAAAAUUAACUCAGAACGACCUUUAACAGGCUGUUCAACAUCAUCGGGAUGUGCAAACGAAUACCAGUGUACAAAUAUUGGCAGCCAAAACUUAUGUUGCCCAACACCCAGUGUGGUAUGCAGCGCACUUGGCGGACGACCAUUUGAUUUGCAUCCGCGAUCCGAAAUAUAUCAUGCGGGAUUUCAAACAUUAACAGGCAAAGAGUCAACCAGGUUCUAUUAUGAUCCAACCGUUGGAAAAUGCACAGAUUUCACUUAUAAGGGAGCUGGUGGAAAUUUCAACAACUUUCUUUCGCGGCAUGAAUGUGAACUGUUUUGCUCUCGAUUGCAAUGCGAUCGUGGAACGCCGCUGAAAAUUGGAGAGGACGCACAACGAUGUCAAAACAAUGCUGGUUGCCCAUCGACUCACGAAUGUAAGACAGAUCAAGGCGUUUGCUGUCCAAGAAAACAAACUAUUUGCUCACAGCCUUUACGAAUCGGUGACUGUACAGAAAACGUAAAAAGGUAUUGGUACAAUGCUAAAACUCGACAGUGUCAAAUGUUUGAGUUUUCUGGAUGUCAAGGAAACGACAACAAUUUUGAAACCGUUUUGGAUUGUCAAAGUUUUUGCAAGAAUGCCAUUCCUGAGCCUAGAUGCGCUCAAGGUCAGGCUUAUCGAGAUACGAGUGGUAAUUUCGUCCAAUGUGGCCACUCUCCAAAAAGCUGCCCACAAAAUUAUGAGUGUUAUUACGAUGGAAAUUUAUGGGGUUGUUGUCCAACAAAAGCGUUUACGUGUUCACAGAGUGCCGAUAGCGGAGUUCAAUGCGGUGCCGGAUCGUCAUUUAAGUAUUUCUAUAAUGUGCAGACUCAAACCUGUGAAAGCUUCCAGUUUAAUGGUUGCGAUGGAAACUCUAAUAACUUUCCAACUAGGGAUGCUUGCGAGCAAUAUUGCGGUGUUGGAGGUUGCCCGAAUGGAGGUUCACCAUUGCGAGAUCACAGUGGACAACUUGCAUCUUGUAAUAUACAAGAAGGUUGUUCAGAAACUUAUGAAUGUGUACCUGUCUUUGUGACUGGAAGUCUAAUUCAUCGUUGCUGCCCUACAAAAAAGUAUAUCUGCUCGUUGCCGCCAAUUCAAGGUUCAUUAUGUGGUACACAAGCACUUACACGUUAUUAUUUUAAUAUAGUCACUGGACAGUGUACAACGUUCCAAUACAAUGGAUGUGAUGGCAACCAGAAUAAUUUUAUCACAUAUUCACAGUGCAACAACUUUUGCAUGUCAAAUGCAUGCCCUGCCGGUGAUUCAGUAUAUUUGGAUCCGAACGACCAGCAACCGAUUACCUGCAAUGAAGCACUUCAAAACAGUUGCCCUCCCAAUUAUCACUGUACAUAUAAUUCGCUGAUGAAUAAUUAUGUAUGUUGUGGAGCUGGCAGCAUGGGCGUUUGUCCAAAUGGUGAAAAAGCGUAUAUGAAUGCCUAUGAUUCAUCUGCACGAGAAUGCGUAAUCAACGUUGAGGGAUCAUGUCCAGACAAAUACUUAUGCAGAUUUAACAUGCAAAAAAAUCGUUACUAUUGCUGUACAUCUGUUGAAGGCAAAACUUGUCCUAUUGGAAAAUUCCUUCUUCAAGACAUAAGAACAAAUUUACCCAUGAAGUGUACAAUUGGUGGCCGUUCAUCCCAGUGCCCAGAAGGAUACAGCUGUCAGUCAUAUCUGGAUGGAGCUUUUCAAGGAUUCUGUUGUUCAACUAAUACUAUAUGUCCUGAAAAUUCUGAUUUUCUUAUUGACGAAGCAAGUCAACAGCCGAGGAUUUGUACAGUUGGAGAUUUCGUUUCGUGUCCAAAUGGUUAUGUUUGCAAAUCGGCUCAAUCAUCCCUUGAAGGUUUUUGCUGCAGAGGUGGUACCUAUGCGCUUACAGGUUGGCAGUAUGAUUGUGGUUGUCCUCCGGGAAAUUUCGUUUAUAUGAUAAACAACGAAAUAGCAAACUGCGAUCCCUUCAAUCCUCCAAACGCUCCCUGCCCUCCAGGAUACACCUGUCAGUGGUCUGUCGAAAACCAAAGGUAUCAGUGCUGUGGAUCAAAACUUUUGCCACAACCUAUUCUGAAAGGAUGCCCAUAUAACCAAGUCGCCUUUAUCGGCAUUGAAGGAGAGCCAGAAAAAUGUGUAAUUGGACGAUCAACAUGUCCAUUUGGUUUUACAUGUAGAAGAAGUUAUAAUGGCAAAGAUAUUUGCUGUACUUUCAGAAAAGAGGAAGAAGAAUGUAAAGAAGAUGAAGUCUAUGUGGAAGGCCUAUGUCUGGCACGUUCAGCACUCGGCGAAGUUUGUGUAGGUAAUGCCCAGUGCACUGGUGGUUCCAUCUGCAUUGAAAAAAUUUGUAAAUGCCCGGAAAACACAGUGCCAAGAGGAAAAAUCUGCCAGGCUGAUAUUCAGAGAUGCGGUGCCAACCAAAUCCAAAUUAAUGACGAAUGUUAUGACCUUGUUGAGCUGGGUGCUAAAUGCCGCUUUUCUCGACAGUGUCCUAUGACCUCUUACUGUGUUUCUCAAAAGUGUCAGUGCACUGCCGGAUUUGAAGCAAAGAAUGGACGUUGUGUCGAAAUUAAGGAAAAACCAGUUAUAGCUUCAACUUCAGUGCCGCCAACAACCAAAAUACCUAAAAACGUAAUUAGCUGUGUGAACCCAGUUCUGCAACCAUAUCGUAACGUUAAAACGAGGGAAGUUAUGUCAUGCUCUCCAAUUACCGAUCGCUGUCCUCCUGGUUAUGCCUGCUUGUUAGAUUCGAUGAGAAGCCAUUAUAUUUGCUGUGGUAUUCCACCAAAUCCCACCGUAUACGCGGUAUGCCCGAGAAGCAGAACCCCAUACUUAUUGAACGGCCAUCCACAGAUAUGUGUUGAUGCCAAAUGCCCACAAGGAUAUGAGUGCGUAUAUACGGGUUCGACUUACUACUGCUGCUCGUCAAGCGUAGUUUUGUCUCCUAAAAGGUCAAUGUUUUAUGAUGGAUGCCCAAGUGGUUUGCCGAUAAUGUAUCCGGGUACAAAAACACCCGUUACCUGUUCCGGGAAAAGGCGAUGCCCGCCUGGUUGUGGUAGUCGGACUCUGACUUACCGAAAUCAGUCUAGGUGCUUAGCUUCGCAGCAGUAUGCUGCCAUCGUCUGUUCUAGUUAUUCUCUGCGUUGUUCCAGACAAGGAAGUAUAUGGGAUAGAAGACAAGCAAAAAUUAUAGGAAAAGAACUAUUGCACAUUUCAAUAUUACUAAAUUUUCACGGUUUUCUAGCCUUGACAUAUGGUGAAGGAAGAACAAAGAGGCAAACAGGUAGUGGACGGGUUGGCGAUGCUUGUGCUUUCAAUACCGACUGCUUGACUGGAAUGUUUUGUAAUUCUGGUUUGUGUUCAUGUUUGACCACCUAUAUCGCUGCAGAAUCUUAUUGCUACCAAAAAAUUGAUCCAGGCCAACCUGGCUGUGUUUACAAUGAACAGUGUAAUGCUGUAUGGCCAGAAGCUUUUUGCGACACUUCAGCAGGUGUUGGUACCUGUAGGUGUGGUGAGAAAAAAGUUGAAAAAGCAACCAGGGAUGGCCAUGUUUGUCUAGAUGUUAAUGAUGCAAAUGAAAAUACUCUUGCAAUUACUUGUCCGCUACCUGAAGGGGCUGGAUACACAUCAGCAUUGUCAGAUCCAAAUCAUCCAAGGCAAAAUGAUGGCCCAGGUCCUGUAUUGUGCAAUACGGAAAGCACUGUGACAUCACAAACGGUUGGUAGUGAUGAUAUCGGCGAUGGCAGUGCAGCAUGUCUAUUUCCGUCAGACAACUCAUACUUGGCUGAUAUAUACGAUUGUGUAGAAUUUGUUUCUGUUAUGGACUUAACUAGUGCAGGAUAUAGUCCGAAAGCAAAUGGAAUAUGUUGUCCUAAUAGAGCUUUCACUUGCGUGCAACCAACAGCCACUGGUCCAAAUCCAACGGAGCCACGUUGGUGGUAUAAUUCAGUGACCGGUAUGUGCCAGCAGUUCCUGUGGGAUCCCGUAGCAAGCGGUUCCGGCGAACACUCACCUAAUAAUUUCAGAACGGUUGAACAUUGCGAGUCUUACUGCAGAGACACAUGUAGUCGUGGGGCACCUGAGUACGAUGUACGAGGGACAAUAAUAGAAGAAAAUCCAAUAACUGGUUGCUCUCAAACAACAACCUGCGGAAAUCACUAUGAAUGCAAAACUGUUGGUUCUGUACAGUGGUGCUGCCCGUCUGUUGCUGCAAUUUGCGGUAUUGUUGGUGGUCGACCAACUGAUCCUUCGAUUCAGUACCGGUUAACGACAUUCCAUCCUGGUGUACAGAAACAGGGUACAGGUCCAUCUACAAGAUUUUACUACGAUCCGUCUCAAGGAAAGUGUUCGGCCUUCACGUACAAUGGUGCUGGUGGAAAUUAUAACAACUUUAUGUCACGUAUCGACUGUGAACUUUUCUGCUCAAGACUCCAGUGUGAUCGUGGAAAUCCUCUACGAAUAGGUGAAGUAACUCAAAACUGCCAGAGCAAUAAUGACUGCCCGUCGUCACAUGAGUGUAAAGCCGAUCAAGGAGUUUGUUGUCCUAGAAUGCAAACAAUAUGUACGCAACCGUUGCGAGUUGGUAAUUGUGAUCGGAGCGUUCGUCGUUACUGGUACAAUGCUCAGACCAGAGAAUGCCAAUCUUUUGACUAUACUGGUUGUCAAGGGAAUGAUAACAACUUUGAAACGCUGAUGGAUUGUCAAACUUUCUGUAGAAACGCUGCGCCUGAACCUCGGUGUCCACAGGGUCAGCCCUACAAGGACAACAACGGUAAAGCAGUCUCGUGUUCAUCGUCAAGAUCGAAAUCUACCUGUCCUGCAAAUUAUGAAUGCUAUUUUGAUGGGAAUAUGUUCGGCUGCUGUCCCAACAAAGCUUUCACAUGUUCUUUGCCUAGCAGCAGUGGUGUCACUUGCGGACCCGGUGUUUCGUAUAAAUAUUAUUACAACUCUCAAACACAAGAAUGUGAAACGUUUGAAUUUUUGGGUUGUGAUGGUAAUUCAAAUAAUUUUGCUACACGUGGAGAAUGUGAAUCUUUCUGCGGCGUUGGAGGGUGUGUUAAUGGUGGUUCCCCACUUCGCGAUAAUAGUGGCGUUCUGGUCAGUUGUACUGAUAAAGACGAUUCCUGCCCGAGUACCCAUGAAUGUCAGGCUGUUAUGGUUGGCAAUCAACCAUCGUCUAGGUGUUGUCCAUCUAGAGCUUACAUCUGUGGUCUGCCACCCCAACAAGGCUCGUCGUUGUGCUCUGGAGGGCUGACUGUUGUAACUCGUUACUAUUUCAAUAUUGUCACUCGGAAAUGCUCAUCUUUCGUGUACAAUGGUUGUGAUGGUAAUCCAAACAACUUCGGCUCACUAAAUCAGUGCAACAACUUUUGUCACGCAGCCGCAUGUUCUGCUGGUGAUAUUGUGUACCUUAAUCCUAAUACUCAGCAGCCAAUAACCUGUAAUGACGAGAUGCAAAAUAAUUGCUAUUGUCCAAUUGGGCGAGCUCCAUACAAGGAUCAGAUUAGUUUACAACCUGUACGUUGUACAAUGAACACCGUUGCAAACACUUGUCCGGACGGUUACAGUUGUCAAUCUGAGCUGAAUGGUGCUCUUCAAGGAUACUGUUGUUCAGUAAACGAUAUUUGCCCAAAUAAGGAAGAAUACUUUAUUGAUGAAAAUAGUGCAAUGCCUAGAGCUUGUACCAUAGGCCAAUUUGUAACGUGUCCGAGUGGUUAUACUUGUCAAGCUGUACACGACGGAAUGCUUGGUUAUUGCUGCAAGGGUGUCGCAAUGACAACUGCGUCUGACGGAUGCCCGCCUGGGGAAAUUGUUUAUAUGGAUCGUAAUGAAAUUUUAGCUUGUGACCCUUUCAAUCCACUAAACCAGGCUUGUCCUAGUGGAUUCUCUUGUCAGUGGUCAGUACGUACGCAGCGGUAUCAGUGCUGCGGUGCAGAUCCUCAACCACCACCACUUGAAAACGACGGUUGCCCCUCACGACAAGUUGCAUACAGUGAUCCAAAGACAAAGCAACCUAAAGUAUGCACGUCAGCGUCGUUCUCUUGUCCAGUGGGCUACUUUUGCCAGUUCUCUACAGUUAAUAAACAAUUCCAGUGUUGCGGUAUACCAUCAGAUUGUCCAAACAAUCAGGUUGCUUUUAUUAGUUUGAGCGGUGAUCCGCAGAGUUGCAGUAUGGCCAAUGGUCUUCCAUGUCCUACUGGUUACUCAUGUGUCCGUGGGAAAUCGUCUGGAGAACUUUGUUGCGCUGGGAAAUCACCAUGUCCAGCAUCGCAAGUACUUAUCGGGCGUGACUGUUACGAUCGUGUCUCAAUUGCCAGUCCCUGCGUCGAUACAAUCCAGUGUCUGGGUGAAUCAAUUUGUAAUCAGAAUCUAUGCACGUGCCCGUCAGGAACACGACAGUUAGGAGAUAAAUGUGAAAAGCCAAGCUAUUUGAGAUGCGCUAAAGGCGAGAUUAAAGUAGAAAACCAGUGUUUACAACUGAUUCCAAUUGGGAGGGAAUGUAUUUCAUCGCAACAGUGUCAAGGAGGAGCCACAUGUCAGCAUGGCUAUUGCAAAUGUUCGAAGGAAAUGAUUAAUCAGAAUAACCAGUGUGUUCCAAAGAGUGCUGCAAUAGGAUCAGCGAAUGUGGAACAUCUAGUCUCCAGGGGUGUAGCUGGUUCUGAAGUUAAUUUGUAUAGAUCAAAAUCAACGCGUGGAUCAGUUAUUCACGCUCUCACAGGAAUCUGUCCUUAUGGUAAAAAGCAUCUGCUGUUCAAGAACGUUCCACGUACAUGUAUGCGUCAAGCUUGUCCACGUGAUUAUCAGUGCACUUUCAGUAAAAAAUUGCUAAUAACAGCUGAUUGCCCGUUAUCGCAGACGUUAUUGUUUCCGGCUUCUGGACAACCGGUUACGUGUUCAACCAGAAAACGAUGUCCGGCUGGCUAUAAUCCAUAUAAACGUUUGAUGGCCAAACCGGCAAAAUUACUUGGCGGAGCAUUGGGAUUAAGGAAUUCUCCAUGUCCUUCAUAUUUGGUGCUACUCGAAUUGGAGAUCAAUGGAAGGCUAAUUAAAAGAUGCCAACCGUCUUGCCCGUCUUUGAUGACUCCGAUUAAUGGAAUUUGUCGUUAUGUUAAUCAGCUGACGUUGUCGUUACCGUGUAACAUAGAUUCGGAUUGUUCUGAAUGUGAUAUUAAAACUGAUGGUGAUCCGUGUAAUGGCGACGUUAAGAUUCCAAUUUUUUUUUGUGACUCCCAAAAACGGAAUAUACAAGUAGAUCUGCAAAACUUUUUGAAAUGCAAUGGUAAUUACUUUGAAAAAGCGUCUUGUAAUAGCGGACAGAAAUAUGAUUUUGAACGUAACGCCUGUAUUAAUGUUGGAGGAAAGCGUCGAAAAAGAUCGGAAGCGGGUAGCGCCCGAGCUGGCGAUGUUUGCUCCUUCAAUACCGACUGCCAGUCCGGAAUGUUUUGCGGUAGCGGCAUUUGUACCUGCCUUUCCGAUUUUGUGUCUAUCGCCGGUUACUGUUGGUCAAAAGUUAAUCCUGGAGAAAGUGGAUGUAUUGAAGAUCGUCAGUGUGAAGCUGUUUGGCCAGGUGCUAGAUGUUCGCCAGCUGGGAUCUGUGAAUGUCCUGAUGACACCGUUCCUGCAAGAAGUCGUGACGGAACGUUAUGCGUUACACCGGGAAUGCCUCCAGCAUGUCCUCUUCCUGAAUCAGGCUCUGGCCUUCCUAAUCCAGCGACGAUACUGGCUAACCCAUCAACUCAUCCUUUAGCACGAGAUACUUAUAUGCCAGUGUUAUGCACCAGUACAAGCAAUGAAGUUUAUAAUUCUAAUGGUGGCGAUGGUUCCACCUGGUGCAUUUAUCCAGACGGUGAUCAGGAUAUCUACAUCGCAGAUCUGUAUAAUUGCGUACCGCAUCCUCAAGUCACAAGUGUUAUUUUCCGCGACUAUGCUGAUUCUGUCGACGGUAUAUGUUGCCACAGCAGAGCUUUUGUUUGUAUACAACCUUUGGAAGCAGGUAAUACACCAUCUGUACCAAGAUGGUGGUAUAACUCAGUAACUGGCACAUGCUCACAGUUCUUAUGGGAUCCAUCUAUGACUGAUAACGUAUCACCAAAUAAUUUCAGAACAGUCGAACAUUGUGAAUCAUUUUGUCGCGACACUUGUCGACGUGGGGCGAAUCAGUUUGCUGAUUCAAAAUGGGCAAUGAUUGAUGAUACACGUGUACAGAACUGUGCACACAAUCCUGCCGGAUGUGCAGCCGAGUAUCAGUGUACGGUUAUUGGUUCACAUCAGACCUGUUGUCCAACAGUUUCUCAUAUAUGUAGCCCAUACGGCGGUCGUGUUCUAAACUUCAAGCCAGACGUUAAUUCUGAUAGAGGAAGCUUAAUUGCUGGCGGAAAACCGAGUACACGGUACUAUUAUGACGCAGAUCAAGGAAGAUGUCUUAAUUUCUUGUAUAGUGGACUUGGAAACUACAAUAAUUUCCUUACAAAGCAAGAUUGUGAAAGUUUUUGCUCAAAAUUGGUCUGUGAAUUCGGUAAUCCAUUACGAAUUGGAGAAGACUGGCAACGAUGUACGUCAAAUGCGGACUGUCCAUCUUCACAUCUUUGUGAUCAACAACAUAGAGUCUGCUGUCCAACUUCGCAAACAAUAUGUACUCAACCAAAGCGUCUUGGAGACUGCACCAACAGUGUCCGACGUUAUUGGUACAAUGCACAAACCCGCCAGUGUGAAGUCUUCCAAUACACUGGUUGUCAAGGGAAUGAUAAUAAUUUUGAUACUCUUCUGGCAUGCCAGACUAAGUGUAAAAACGUUGUUCAGGAGCCGAAGUGUCAGCAAGGAAGGGCUUAUAAGGAUCUUAAUGGUAAUUUUGUUCAUUGUUCUGGAAGUAAAAGUAAUGGACGAGCAUGUCCAGCCAACUAUCACUGUUUCUUUGACGGAACAUCAUAUGGUUGUUGUCCGACCAAAGGCAAUUAUUCAGUAAUUACAUAUACUAUUUUAGCUUACAGUUGUUCAUUGAAUGCUGACAAGGGUGUACAGUGUGGUUCAGGUAGAUCCUAUCGCUACUAUUUUAAUUCUAAUAAGCAGGCUUGUGAGUCAUUCCAGUACGAGGGGUGCGACGGCAAUUCAAACAACUUCCAAACUGCUGAAGAGUGCCAGGAUUAUUGCGGUAUUGGAGGCUGUCCAAAUGGCGGUCAACCACUGCGCGAUGUGGCAUCGAAUCAACUGAUGCAGUGUUCUGAAGCAGCCAAGUGUCCUCAUACACAUGACUGUGUUACUGUAGCAGUCAAUGGAAAUUCAGCCCAAAGAUGUUGUCCAUCAAAAAUGUUUAUAUGCAGUCAGCCUCCGCAACAAGGAAACCAUUGCUCAAAAAUGGCUAUAACUCGCUACUAUUUUAACAUUGUUACCAAGGAAUGUGCCAAAUUUUCGUACAAUGGCUGUAACGGAAAUUUGAAUAAUUUUGUAUCGUUAGAACAGUGUAACAAUUUUUGCGCAUCUGCCGGUUGCGCUGCUGGUGAAACUACAUACAAGGAUGUUAACAGUAAGAAGGUAGUUGAAUGUAAUAAUUUAUUGGUGAACAGUUGCCCACCAGAUUAUACUUGUCGUUACGAUGCUUUGGGAGCUCGUCAUGUAUGUUGCGGAUCUACACAUAUGGAUGUAUGCCCAGUUGGCGAAAAGGCAUUCAUGAAUCCUCUGGAUGAAUCCGUACGUGAAUGCGCAAUCAAUGUACCUGGAAGUUGUCCGGCAGAUUUCUUGUGCCGAUUUUCACCAGCAAAAAAUCGGUAUUUUUGCUGUGCAUCGAAAAAUGGAAAUGUUUGUCCGGACGGUAAAGCUCUUUACCGUGGAUCCAAAUUGCUUCUGCCUAUACGAUGUACAAUGCAUAGUCCAAUAAACAUAUGUACGGAAGGUUUUUCUUGUCAGAGCCGUACGAAAGAUGUUUUGCAAGGAUACUGUUGCUCAACACAAAAUGUUUGUAAAAAUGAUGCCGAAUUUCUGAUUGAUGAAAAAACUAAAAUGCCACGGAUCUGCACGCCUGGUGCAUUUAUAGCGUGUCCAGCUGGUUAUCGCUGCCACAAAUCAUCAGCAUCUUCACAGCAUGGCUUCUGUUGUAAGGGAGACAUCAAUGCUCCAAUAGAAGGAUGUCCACCAGGUGAAUAUGCUUAUGCAAUAAAAGGUGUUAUUGAACACUGCGACCCGUUUAACACUGAAAAUAAGGGUUGCCCGUCAGGAUAUUCGUGUCAAUUUUCGAUUGCUUUUCAAAGAUACCAAUGCUGCGGAAAGGAACCUAUUGAGGAGGAAGAGAUUUCUGAACAAGAAUUCGGAUGUCCUCCAUCACAAGUGGCAUUACUGAACCCAGUAACCCGUAGUGUAAUUCCUUGUACGUCUUCAGCGUCAUCAUGCCCGCUAGGAUAUUUUUGUCAGUUUUCGGAAAGGAACAGGCAGUUUCAGUGUUGCGCCCAUAAGUCAGGGUGUCCUGGUGAAAGUGUAGCUUUUGUCGACAUGACAGGUCUUCCAAAGGAAUGCUCUCCACAUGUUUCAUAUUGUCCGACAGGUUAUAGCUGUCAGCGUACAAAAACUUCUAAAUAUCAAUGUUGUACAGUGCGAAAUACCAGUAGAGAAAUUGACUUUUUAACAAGUAUUGCGGCAAGUUUAGCGUUGAGUAAAAAGUCUUCAAAAAACAGUAGGAAUGGUUAUAGCAGGGAUAUGAGGUGCUUGCCAAGCCAAGUAUUGGUCAAUGGUGAAUGCAGAGAGCGUGGAGCCAUUGGUUCGCCAUGUUUGGUGUCUAACCAAUGCCUUUAUGGAUCACAUUGUGUUGAUCUGUUUUGUGUUUGCCCGAAAGGUACAAAGGAAAUUGAUGAAGUUUGUAUUCGUAUUGGAGAGAUGGACGAAGAAAACGAAAGUGAAGAGGUUGAUGGAUGCGAAGAAAAUGAGGUGAUGGUAGAUGGGAAAUGUGAAAAAGUUGUACAGAUUGGCGAAAUUUGUGCUGAAAAUGCUCAGUGUACUAAUGGUUCGAAAUGUGUUGGUAAUAUUUGUAAAUGUCCACCGAAUACCGCUGGCUAUAAAAAACGUUGUUUAGGUAGGUUAUUAACAAAAAAGGAAGGAGAAUUUAUGUUUUAUUAUAGACAGUGGAGUAAAUGUGUUUUAUUUUCUCAUCUUUAUCCAUCUUUACAUCAGCAGUAUUGUCAUCCAACAUCAUCGUCGUCAUCAUCACUAUCACCAGCAUCAUCAACACAGACAUCACCAUUCAUCAUUUUUGGUUUUGUUUCAGCAAAUCUGUGUGGAGCAGAAAAGUCACGAACCCCAUAUUUGACCAAAGGAUCGUUAGCGGUGAUUUGUACCGCAGCAAAAUGCCCUGGCAACUCAAAGUGCCUGUUUUCAAAAAUAGCUAAAGAUUACAUAUGCUGUGUCACCAAACAAUCGAAGCAAAAGAACACAAAACAGAUGAGUACCGCAGCGACAGCAACGGCAUCUGAAUCAACCAUGAUGAUGUCAACAUCAAUUACAGCUCGAUGUCCGGGCGGUCAUACACCACUAAUGUUUCCAGCAACCAAGCAACCACUGCAAUGCAAAGAACCAAAAUUACAGUGCCCAAAGAACUAUACAUGUAUCAAUCGUGUAUGUUGUCCAGAGAGUUUAAGAUAUCAUAAAAAAGAUGCUGCAUUAAAAUGUCCACGACAUUUGGUAAAAGUUUUCUUCACUAGAAAUGGACGUCGAUUUAGUCGAUGUGGUAAGUAUAAAAUAAAAUUUAGUGCAAUCAAAAUUACGCACAAAAUUCAACGGUUUACUCAGAAAUCAGUUAAAGGUAUAUGUCGUCCAGUGAUAAAUUUAUCAACACGACAGUUUGAUGAUCCGAAUAUAUCGUCAACUUUUCAAACGGUGAAGAAGCGAGCGACAACAACAGCAACAACAACCAGAGAUGAAACUGUUGGGUCCGUCGGUGGUUGUCCAACUUCAUUGCUUACAUUUUUUGCCACAAAAAUCGCCAACCUUCUUCAUAUUGGUUGGUCGGUUGGUAGCAGCAUCUCGACAGAUUCAUCACUUAGUUCAUCAGCCAGGCAAAUGCUCGUCGUCGCCGUCUGCCUGCUUAUCGCAGGUUCGGCUUUUUCGCAGCAACGGUUCUGUAAAAUCGGUCAACCGUGCGGUGACUGCACAGUUCCGACGGUAGGUCAAAAAUGCCAUAAAGAAACGGCUGAGGAAUCAUUUCACUGCGAUAAGAAAACAAAUAAAACUGUGGUAGACGAAAACGUCUACUUGGUAUGCGAUUUAAGAAAAAAAGAAUUAGUUAGAAAAGUAUGUAGAGCCAAUGAAAAAUAUAUGAAUGGAAUUUGUACAAAAGAUACAGUUCGAUACAAACGGCAAGGUGUUGCUGGUUCCGGAAGAGUUGGCGAUUUUUGCUCUUUCAAUACCGACUGUCUUACGGGAAUGUUCUGUUCAACGGGAACCUGUACUUGUCUUAGCAAUUUUGUGGCAAUUCAAGGCUACUGUUAUCUGAAAAAAAAUCCUGGUGAAAGCGGUUGUCAGUAUGCUGAACAGUGUAGUGCUGUUUGGCCAGAAUCUCGAUGCGAAAAAAGCCGAUGUGAGUGCCCCGAAGAUGUCAACGGUAUUCCUUACAUACAAUCAAAAACUCGCGACGGUGUCAUCUGCAUCCUUCAGCACGGUGAAGAUGCAGAUCCGGUACCCAAAUGUCCACUUCCAGAAUAUGACGAUGACUUAUUGACUAUGCCGGUUUCGCAACUUCGAAAUCCUGCUAUGACAGAUCCAGACGAUGCUGAUAUUCGUAUGGGUGAUCAUAUAAAUCCGCUACAAUUCUGCACUUCGACUUCAACGGAUUAUACAACUUUUGUGCCAAAUGGUGGUGGGGCAUGCGUCUAUGCGGAUCCACAGUCACUGGCUACUGGAAUUUAUAUUGCCGAUAUCUAUGACUGUGUUACGGCAUCAUCGAUGUCGGGAGUAAAAGCAGCUAUGGAAGGGGUAUAUGACGUCCAUCCAGCUGCCGAUGGCAUCUGUUGUCCAAACCGAGCAUUCACCUGUAUUCAACCGAAACGUGAAGCCGAUACUGGAGCUGCAGCACCAGCUGGUGUACGACCCCGAUGGUGGUAUAAUGCUGUAACUGGUACUUGUGAACAGUUUAUGUGGGAUCCGUGGGACGAAACGGAAAUGCAGUCACCAAAUAAUUUCAAAACUCGUGAACAUUGCGAAUCUUACUGUCGCGACACAUGUAAACGAGGUUCUCCACAGUAUCUUGCUGGAAGUACAUUAAAUGAUGAUGAACCUGUCAGUAACUGUCAGACUGCCAGCUCCUGCCUUUCUAACUAUGAAUGUAACACAGUUGGCUCCAUGCAGUUAUGCUGUCCGACAGUGAGUAGCAUUUGCAGCAAUACUGGUGGGAGACCCAUUGACCCCUUGCGAACAACCAACUUCGAUCCUGGUUAUACUAUCAAAAGAUCGUUUACUCUCACUUAUGCUACCUCAAGUCGUUACUAUUAUGACGCUGAGCAAGGUCGAUGUAUACCAUUUACCUACAACGGAGCCAUUGGAAAUUACAACAACUUCAAAUCUUCGUCAGAGUGCGAACUGUUCUGCGCUAAACUUCAGUGUAACUACGGUACUCCGUUAAAAAUCGGUGCCAACAAUCAGAGAUGCAGCAGCAAUGCUGAAUGCCCGAGUACUCAUGAAUGCCAGAGCGAUCAUAAUGUAUGCUGCCCAAGACCGCAGGCCAUUUGUUCUCAACCACUACGUCUUGGUGACUGUAAGCAAAGCGUUCGUCGUUACUGGUAUAAUGCAGUAACUCGUGCUUGUGAAAUCUUCGAUUACACUGGUUGUCAAGGAAAUGAUAAUAACUUUGAAACGUUGCUAGAGUGUCAAAAUACUUGCGAAAAUAUUAUUCCGGAACCGCAGUGUCCACAAGGUGAUGCCUAUAAGGACUAUCAGGGCAACUAUUAUGUGUGUUCAAAUUCCGGAGCCGGUAAUGUUUGCCCAGUAAACUACGAAUGUUACUUUGAUGGCUAUGUUUGGGGUUGUUGUCCCACUAAAGCAUAUACAUGCACAUUAUCAUCGAACAAAGGUGUUACCUGUGGUUCUGGCAGCUCGUACAGAUACUAUUAUAAUUCUCAAACCCAAGAAUGUGAAAGUUUCCAAUAUAACGGUUGCGAUGGGAACUCCAACAACUUUGCAACGCGUGAAGAUUGUGAAAGUUAUUGUGGCGUUGGAGGUUGUCCGAAUGGUGGUACACCAGAGAGAAACGAAUUUGGCCAGUUGAUGGUCUGCUCCUCAACUGCUUCAUGCCCAACCACACAUGAAUGUACUUCGGUCAACUCUGGUAGUAGCGUCGUUAAUCGAUGUUGCCCAACAAGAGCUUUUAUCUGUUCACUACCGCCACAACAGGGAAGUUCAUGCAGUUCUUCUGCCGCAGCCCGUUAUUACUUUAAUAUCGUUACAAAAGAAUGUACACAGUUUACGUAUAACGGCUGUAGCGGUAACCUCAACAAUUUCGCUACUAUUGAACAGUGCAACAAUUUCUGUUUAUCCGCUGCCUGUACUCCUGGAGACGUUGCUUACGUUAAUCCAAAUACCAGAAUGCCUUAUGAAUGUAAUGCUGGGCUGAGCAACAGUUGUCCUACCAACUUCGAGUGUACUUAUGAUCAGUUAUCUGGUAACAGUGUUUGUUGCGGAGCUACUAGCAUGGAUGUAUGUCCCGAUGGCGAAAAAGCUUACGUAAAUGCAGUAGAUAUGAGCGUUCGAGAAUGCCUUAUUAAUGUCGAGGGAUCUUGUCCUUCGAAUUAUCUUUGUCGAUUCCAUGCAGCUAAAAAUCGUUACUACUGCUGUGCCUCCAUUACCGGAGAACUCUGUCCGAGUGGCAAAGCGCUAUAUAAAGAGCCCUCUUCGAAGAGCCCAAUAAGGUGUACGAUCAGCAGCAACAGCCACCAAUGUCCACUUGGUUUUAGUUGCCAAUCAGAUGUACCUGGAGCAUUCCAAGGUUACUGCUGCUCCACCAGUUACCUAUGUCCCAACAAAGCCGAAUUCUACAUUGAAGAAAGUAACCAGAUGCCUAGGUCUUGUACUCUAGGUGCAUUCAUAACCUGUCCAACUGGUUAUACUUGUCAGAGCACACAAACAGAUUUCACCACAGGUUACUGCUGUAAAGGAGAGGUCACCUCCAUUGCAGAUGGUUGCCCACCCAACGAAUACGUUUACAUGAAGGACAACCAGAUUGCGCCAUGCGACCCAUUCAACCCACCAAACGCCCCAUGCCCUCCUGGAUACUCAUGCCAAUGGUCUCUAUCAAACCAGAGGUAUCAGUGUUGCGGUUCUGCCCCAGUCAGUGUACCAAAGUCAAGUGCUUUCGUCUCACUGGGCUGCCCAAAUAACCAAGUAGCAUACAGAGAACCAAUGACACGGGGACCAAGAAUAUGCACUGCUGCUGCACAGAACUGUCCUAUCGGUUACUUCUGUCAGUUUUCGACCGUCAAUAAUCAAUUUCAGUGCUGCGGUAUCGACGGAGGAUGUCCGAAUGAACAAGUGGCUUUCAUCGGAGUGAGUGGAGAACCACAAACUUGUUCGAUGGGUAGAAGCACGUGUCCUUCAGGCUACUCAUGCCAGAGGACCCAAACUGGCGGAUACAUAUGUUGUACUCUCGGCAAAGAGGCGAAUGCUAUAAAUUGUACUGAAAACGAAGUUCUGGUUGAUGGGGUCUGUUUGGAAAAGGUUGAGAUAGGAGAAGGAUGCAGCAGCCAAAUUCAGUGUAUGGGUGGAGCAGUGUGCAUCGAUAGUAUUUGUACCUGCCCACCAGGAACUACAAGUGUGGACGGGGUUUGUAAACAAGGCUGUUUGCCAAACCAAAUUAAUGUCAAUGGGGUCUGUCUGGACAAGGUUGGACCUGGUGAACUAUGCGAAUUGACAGAACAAUGUCAAGGCGGUUCUUCUUGCGAAGAUGGAGUGUGCGAAUGCCCAACUGGACAAAAAGUAAUAAACGGCAAAUGCGUUGGUAUAACAGGAAGACCAACCACCACUUGCCCAAUACCUGGACAAGUACCUUAUGUUGAACGUGGGACCCAAAAAGUAAGAUUCUGCUCAACCAAAAGAAACGUCUGUCCUAAAGGCUACAGCUGUCAGUUUAGUCAAACAGCCCAGCAAAACAUUUGCUGCGGAAGACCAGGUGGCAGUAAUCCAGUAUCAUCUCCACAAUCAACGCUAACUUCAUCGACAAAAGGCCGCACCGAUGUAUGCGAAAAGGGGCAAGCUUAUUUGGUCAAUGGCGUCCCGCAGCAGUGCACAACUACUCCCUGCCCGAAGGGUUACGAAUGCACAUUCUCAAAGAGGGCUAAGAACUACUACUGUUGCAAUAAGAAGCUUUCAGCUAACGGAUGUCCAUCUGGAACUGCUCUGCUUUUCCCGUCAACAGGAACACCUGUGCAGUGCAGUAGCAAAGGCCCGAAUUCAUGUCCAUUAGGAUACAGUUUCAUAACUUCAUACUGUUCUAGUGUUCUCCCUUCAAACAACCAGAAAAAAAUUCCAGCACCUUGUCCAAGCUAUCAAGUCCAAGUGCAAAGAAUAGUCGAUGGAAGGAUAGUAACAAGAUGUGAAAGCAGUUGCCCAUCACAUCAAAUAGCUGUAAGGGGCGUCUGCAAGGAUAUCAUCGUGUAG